AUGGCCGCCAACGCCGACGCGCCGGCCAAUUGCAAAGUAGUCCUCGCUGGCGGCAUCGCGAAAAGACUCCUCGUCGAAGUCGCCGAAGGCCUGGAGCAAGUCAGCAAACCACCGCUGCUCGUAGGCUUCCUCUCCAGCACCGAUCCCGCCGCGCGCAUCUACGCAGACUGGACCGGUCGAACAUGCCGCGAAAACGGAUUCGAGUUCCAGCUCCGAGAAGUGGAUCGCGAGGAGCUCGAAGACGCGAUCAUGGCCGCGAACAACGACGACUCUGUAGACGGCAUAAUGGUGUAUUAUCCCAUUUUUGGGACCGGGCAGGACCGCUACAUACAGCAGACCGUGGACGUCAGCAAAGAUGUUGAGGGUCUUACGGAUCGCUAUGUGCGGAACAUGUAUCACAAUGUGCGCUUUCUGGACGAGGAGAAGCAGUGCAAAAGCGUGCUUCCCUGCACGCCUCUCGCCGUCGUCAAGAUCCUCGAGUAUCUGCAGAUAUACAACACGUUCUUGCCGUACGGCAACCGCCUACACGGACACACUAUCACAGUGAUAAACCGAUCGGAAGUCGUCGGACGGCCCCUAGCUGCGCUGCUUGCCAAUGACGGAGCUUGCGUAUACUCAGUCGACAUCGGCAACGUCCAACAAUUCACUAGGGGCGCAGGCCUCAGGGAGAAGAAGCACAAGGUGAUGGACGAUCCGAAGUGGACGCUGGAGAACCGGUUGCCCUUGAGCGACGUGGUCAUCAGCGGAGUUCCAGGUGACAAGUUCAAGGUCCCAGUGCAUCUUUUGCGGGAAGGGGCGGUGUGCAUCAACUUCUCCAGCGAGAAGAACUUUGACCCAGAGGUCAAGCAGAAGGCCUCGAUUUACGUCCCUGCUAUCGGGAAGGUGACUAUUGUUGUAUUGCUUAGGAACCUCUUGCGAAUUGUGCAGAACCGAAAAGACACCCAAGGGCAUCCGGCGGCGGCGGUAGAGAAGAAUGGCACUCUGGAGCAAGCGGCGCCUGGACCGUGA
Messenger RNA from Coniosporium apollinis CBS 100218, 1008 nucleotides. Its product is annotated as methylenetetrahydrofolate dehydrogenase (NAD+). Bases 1 to 1008 code for a protein of 335 amino acids. Gene Ontology annotation, cellular component: cytosol. Gene Ontology annotation, molecular function: methylenetetrahydrofolate dehydrogenase (NADP+) activity; methylenetetrahydrofolate dehydrogenase (NAD+) activity. The record is from RefSeq and is a predicted model, not a curated record. Lineage: Eukaryota; Fungi; Ascomycota; Dothideomycetes. Gene Ontology annotation, biological process: purine nucleobase biosynthetic process. The transcript is spliced from 3 exons.